Messenger RNA from Porites lobata, 11286 nucleotides. NCBI's taxonomy places the organism in Eukaryota, Metazoa, Cnidaria, Anthozoa, Scleractinia, Poritidae. The record is from the annotation of a GenBank genome assembly.
AUGACAUCACUUAUACCAAGAGAUGAGUUGGAAAACGUGCAAGCAAAGUAAACGAAAACUUUGAAAUGAAACGUGUUAGCAUUGUUGAAAGAGAAACGAAAUGUGUCUGCUAACAAAAACUGAAACAAGUGCGCAGAAAAUUGAAAAGCUACAUAGUGAAAAAUGCAUACAAAAAACUAUAUUAUUCCAGUAUUUAUUCAUUUUUUUGUAUAAAACCUGAUCUUAAAGAUGGCUGUUUCUGAAAGCUAAUUGAAGACACAUCCUUAGCCACAUAAAAAGUUUACAUAAAAUCAAUUAACGCCUCGAAAAUAGCUGAAAUAGCCCUCGCUUUUCUUGCACUUAAUUUAUGUUCACUUGAACUUUCUCUACUUUGUUAAUGUAUUUCACAACAAUUAAAAGGAUUUAGUACUGUACAACUGUUUUCGAUCAUGCAAAGCAUAAUUCAGUUAAAAGUGAUUUCACAAUUAAUGAAACUGUUAAGAAACUGAAGGAGGUUGUAAUUGCAGUUUUUUUCUACGAUUUUAGCACAAUUUGUUCAUAGACUACCUUGUUUCGAGAACGAGGUUUAUUUCUACAAUCACCUCGGAGCCUCUGUGAUUUUUUUAUUUGAUAAGAGAAACAGUGAUCAUUUUCAAAAUCAUAUCCGAGUAUUUGUGGAUCUCUUUAUAUUCCAAUUUGAAAAAUAUCAUUAAAAUCACCAACAACUUUAGGAAUAUUCCUUGUAUUUUAUCAUAGACACAAAACUAUUAAAAUUUGUCAAAAAUCGAUGAACACCUCGGGCUCCCUUUUGUUCUGUCGUCCAGUCCCGCUUCCUAUUUUUCCUGUUACACGUGGCAAAGUGACAGCGCAGGCGCAGUUCCUCGUCGAAACAUGGCGGACGAGAGGUCAACGAAAGGCAUAAAUAUUCCGACGCUGUUUAAAUUUGCGCUUUCCAUACUCACGCUGAAUUAAUUUUCCAGGAUGUGCUCUGUGCUGGCAUCCACUAGGAUAAAUAAUCUUCAGAUUCUGAUUUUAGUGUUUUGGCAAUUUGCAAUUGUCACAGAUUGCAAAACAGUUCACGGGGUGUUGAGUUCCAGACAAGCUCGUCUGUAUCAAGGCCAGUAUAUUACUAAGUUUUGCUUUUAUGGUAAGUUCUCUUUCUCUUCUGUAAUAAAAUUGCAAACAGAAAUUCGCUCAAAGUAGCAUAAUUCAGAGGUCUAGGACUGGUUAAACCCAGCUGUGCACGCUGAAAUAUUUUACAUCAAAGAGCGGUUGUUUUCCCAUGUGAUCAGCUAUAAUUAUUUUAAUUUCAAGUGCACCUCUUAACUGUCAAGGGAUUUUUCUUAAAGACUUUAGGAAAAGCAGCGCUUAAAUUUUUCUCCCCUUAGGCUGUUGCAUCCUUAGUAUGUUUGUUUAUGAUUUAUUUAAAGAAGAUGAAUUUUCUGGGCCUUGCAGUAAAUUGUCAUGCCGUUCUGCUUUAAUUUUGACAUUUAAACCCUGAGGAUUGUAGAUCAGUACCACUAGAGCGGAAAGUCGAUAUAACGAAGGGCUAAGGUACUGACAAAAUAUGUUUGCUGUAAAGAGGUUUCACUGAAUCAAUGUUCUCUUCCAUAUAUUUUACUAUUACUGGGGCUAGGAAUAUCAUUUGUUAUACGAAGGACUUAGUUAUUAGAAGUUUGUUAUAUCGAGUUGCUACUGUACAACUUUAUACAAGAUCUGCCCUGCACUGUAGCCUCCCACACAAACGUUUGACUCACUAGUGGGGCAGGAACCCCUAAGAACGUCUGCGGAGGAGGCUAUCCUACACUGCAGCUAUCUCCCAGUUACAGCGAAAUCUCGUAGUUAGAACAAAAUGGCUGAGUUUUCUUACACAGUUUAGGGCACCAUUCUCAUGAGUCUAGCCUUACUUAAAAUUGGCACAAAGGGCUGCAUGAUUAGUUUUGAAUAAAUCACUAAAAUGCUGAUGAAUUACUAUUUAUUAUUAUUUUAUCAACAAACAGGUGAGGCACUUGUUAAAUUCAAGCUGAACACUACAGCAACUGGGAAACUCUAUUUCUACCUUGGUGACAAAUGGCCCCAAGUUGAACAAAUUUCACAGUGUCAGACCAAACUUGACCAGGCACAAUAUUCAUGUAAGUUUUCAGUCAAUGCACUAGUAUUGAAAGGUGUUUCAUUUAAACGGUCACAUCACAGGACUUAGCCGACAGACUCUUCAAUUCAUGACUGUAUUAUUGAUAAAAAGGAUGGAUACCUUGGUAAAACAAACACCUAGAGUUAGCCUCUGCCUUUCUUUACGGUCGGCCCGGGGGGGCGGGGGGGUACUGCCAUAUAUGGGCUAUAUAGGUACCGCUGUGAAGGGUAUGGUUUUCAAGCAGUUUACUCUAGGAUAGGGUAUAUAAAUCAGAGUGUUUGGCUCUAGAAUAGAGUAUCAUUUUUCAGGAAACUGAUUAGUUGGUUGAAGAUUUUAUCCAGACUAGGUACACAGCUACUCUAGGAUAGGGGGAUUUGGAGAGUUUACUCUAGUAUAGGGUAGCAAAAUUCAACUGAACUAGCUCUGGUAAAGGUUAAGGGUUCCAGGCUCCCAGCGGCACAUCCCCACCCAGAAAUUCCUAAAGUGCCCCCCCCUCCCCCCCGGGACUGUCGGUCCCAAAAAUGUCCAUUUUAGACAGAGUUAUUUGUAUAUUUGUUAGCAUUUCAAAGUGUGCUCAGCUAAAUGGUGCAUCUUUCUGUUUGUGUUUUUUAGUUGGAUUGAGUACAAUAUCUGGAGAAAACAAAUUUGCACCUUGGGACGACCCCAAGGUGUGGCAUGUGUUGUAUGCUGACCCUGUUACUUGUGACUCCAGUGUUCCAGCUCUCGAAGAUGUGACUUUUACAUUGCAAAUGUUAAAUCCUGAUUCUGGAGGAAAACCAAUCAUUCACUGUGGCUGUGAUGAAACAGGUUCCUUUCUUUUAAUUGUAAUAUUGUUAUAAUAAUAGCUGGAAUUUUUUUCCCAAAACGAGUGGGCAACAUUGCAAAAUUUAUGACAUCAGAGGGUAACAGUGCACUGUUUACCCUGGUUACAAUGAGGUUUGGAGCUUCAAAAUUUCAGCGACAAAUUACUUCAACAUCUAACAAUGACACUGCUCCUUUGCCAAACCAAAAGUUAACUUAAGGGCACAUUCAUGUGACUUUUGGGCUAAGUGAUUUUGGAGUGAAACAAAUUGCAAAAUUUAUGACAUCAGAGGGUAACAGUGCGUGGAAAACUGUUUGGAAAACAAACCCAUGAAUGUUGACCAGACAAACACACAAUUACAAUGAGGUUUAAGGGAGCGUGGACUUUUUUCCAGUUCAAAAAUUUCAAAAAUUUCCAGCUAUAUGACAGGGAAAAAUUUUAAAAGAGUUUUUCAACAUUGGUCUAUUUUUUAUUAAUGGUUUUAUAACGAUGUGUAAUCUUAAAAAGCGUUUGAUACGCUCGGCAUUUGAGUACUCCUGCAAGCGAUGUUUUUUGAACGGUUGAAAACAAACGGCAAAGCGAUGAAAAAUUACACUUUUGAGACUACCAACAAUCAAUAAAGAAAUAUAAUUCGUAGAACAUUUUUUACAGAGACAACAAUUUUCAUUCACGAAAACAAAUGAGUAUUUAAGUGUCUCUAAGAAUCCUCAAGUCUUUACUAAUAAGAUUAAAGAUUAAGUUUAUGUUUUAAAGUCACGGUUUCCGGUGUUUGCUGUUUUCAAAGAUGAACUCACGACAAGAAAAUCGCUCAAAGCUUUCUUUCUACAGCCAAAAUUAUAACUAAAUAUUCUUCGGAAAGUCUUUUCUUUCUAUUUACGGUGAAUUCAUAUCGACUAAAGGCUUUUUAAAGUUCUGUAAGCUUAAGCUUAUAUCAAACCUCAUACUAGGUCAGAUCAGUGUCUCAGUCAAAUCUUAAUACCAACGUGCAUAAACUAGCUUCAUAAACUGCGCCGCUGGACUUCAUGAAAUUAUAUUUAAAUACAAUAAUUACUCAGGCUUACCAUAAUUCGAGAUGCAGCUCCUGAAAGCUAUCACGUAGGGCAAGGAUCGCUUGAGCCUUUAUAUUUCUCGUACACAUCCAGCAAGGUAAAAAACAAAAACGAUGCCAUCCGAAAUCGGAUUAGCGGCUUUGACAAGCGACGCAUUUCUCAACCAAAAACCCAAUAAACAAACCAGCCAUGAAUAAGAGAACACUGUUGAUAGCAGCUGUAUUUCAUUUUGUACAUCCAGUGGAAAAAGACAGUUAAAAACAUCACAAGUUGACUCAAACUCUGUCAGCUUCAGCUGUCAAAGUAAAACAACUUUCAAGAUGCUGCAUAAAUUUUACGCAUGAACUCACCUGUCAAAUUUUAACCAAUCAGAGCAUAAAAAUUUGGCGUGGAGCGUGAUCAACACGUGACCAUGGUAAGAAAAGGUCUUCCCCGCCUGCCCGCCUGUAUAUUAAAAAAACUGGCUGAAUUUUUGCGUCUGAGGUCAGUUUGAAAUCAAAAUCGUAAUAGUGCGGGACUAUACUGACAUAAACACAACAUAUUUGAUAUGAAUUUAAAAAAAAGUAAACGUGAGCCUGCGAUCAUUUGAAAACGAGUAAAUUGUCAGCGGAUAACUUCAAAAAAACACUCGACCUUGAUGGGUCGACACCUGAGCCCGCGAUACGGUCAGGUGAUACUGGUCAGCGGAUACCUUGUUUUGACAGCUGUCAAUUGAUGACAACAUUGAUGUGCAGUCAGCUUUCUCCUGGGCUCCCAACGUAACUAGAAAGUGUGAGAGUAAACAUUGGUAUGCCUGUGGUGCGGACGGACGGUCGGUCACGUGAUUACCAAAUUUUCUGGGAUGGGUAGAUUUAUUUACCCAUGGUGCUCCGCAGGCGCGCUUCGCGCACGGAGGUCCGCUAUUAAGUGUUUACUGUUACAGGUCAAAAUUAAAUUCAGGUUAAAAUUUUUCAAACUACAAUGUAGGUUGAUUUUCUUUAAAUUUUGACCUGUAAUCAUAAGCACAUGUAAAAUACCAUUGUGUUACUCUUUUUACAAAUUAAAACAGUAAUCCACAAUUUUCAGUGAAGGAACCAAAAUUUUAGAUUUUAUCCUUGUUUCUGAGCACAUUUAUUUUCUCUUUUGUCCUCAUGCUUCCCUUUCCCCACGUGUUGGUUUGGUUGGUUGAUCCCACACUCUCCCACUAGUGAUGUGCCGAACAUCCAUUAUAAUCAAACAUUGAUCAUACAAAAACCUUAAGUGACACAAUUAUAAUAUUGAUUAUGCAAACUGUUCAAUCGAUUAUCGUAGUGAGUAAAAGAAAUAUACGUUGUUGGCAUAUAAAAGUAAUAAACCUUGUGAUGUAACAGAGUUGCAAUGCAAUAAUAAUUAUGAUCCAUUGAUGACCCUUUUAUGAUAAAUUUUUGUCAUUUUGAUUAAGGUGUUUUUUUCAUUCACAAAAUGAUUGUCGUUAAUAAAAGUGGCCCUCAGUCAAAAAGUCAAAAUGUUAUGUUACAUUGAUUUGUGUACUAGUGGAAAAUAAAGGAAAUAAUUAUUGUUAGGAAGAGAUUUUUCUGAAUCUUAUAACCAAUGAUCGAUUGUUUGGGUCAAUUCAUCAGUUUAUUUCCGAUGAUCAAUUACAUGUAUAUUAUAAAUCCUAACAAUAAUUAUUUUGGAUAUACUGAGCUAAGGUACAUAGAAUGAUAAACAUUCUAGGCUAAAUUGCUCUAGGCAAAGUAUUUGGCAGGAAAUGGAGAGCUCCCUGGGGAUGUUACUUACAGUUCUAGAAGCUUUUAAAUUCCACAUUUCGUACUGGCCAAUUAAAAGUGGGGAUUUAAAAUGAGUGAUUUGCUGUGAUGAAGUGUUAGCACUUGAAACAUCAGCAUUUCACUCUUUUUACUCUGGCAAUUCAUGUCAUCAACUCAAUAGUUGAUAAAACCCAAUUUUCAUGUUUCAUUCCCCUAACAAUGUAGCCUCACAUUUCCUUGAGAUACUUAUCACCCUCUUAUUAACCCUUUUAAGCCCUAAUAUCCACAUACAAAUUCUCCACACUGAUAUUCAUACAUUUCGUUAGAGAUAAGUUGAGAGAGUUUAAUAAAAGAUCAAAGCAUUUUCUCUUUGGUGAUCUUUUGAUUAAUUCUUGUAACCAUUUCUCUUGACAAUAUUAGGAUAUUGUUACGAGAAACCUGAUGUUAAUUUAACUACAAGUUAGCUUUUAUGUACAGAAGACGGAAGGGGCCCAAAUCCCAGAAAAAUAUUUUAUCAUGAUAUCGCAGUUCAACUACCUGUUAUGACUUUUCUACUCUUUACUGUAAUAUUUUAUCUAAAUUUGUAUUUAAUACUGAUUCAUUGAAAUUUCUCCAUUAGGUUUGGUAUCAUUUUAUGAGAUUCUUGCCUUUCUAUACUUUGCUGGAGCCAUAGCCUAUGGCCAGCGUCUCUGGCAGACAAUACAGAAAGGAGGGCCAAUGCACUUGGUAUGAUUACACUUUUUGCACUUACUGCAAAUUAGAUUUUCUAUUUGCGGGUUGUCAAACAUCUUUUUCAUACAUCACUCAACUACAUAAUACAGACUUGCUUGCCGUAUUGUUUAUAUGCAUUUCUUGAAUUCUUUUGCCACACUUCUUGUACCCUUCAGAACUGCAUACUGUAUCUUUCACUCCAACUCCCAGCCCUUCCUUAAGUUACUAUUAACUCUAUCACUGGUCUUAUAACAAAAGAAAAAUUUCUUCAUGUAAAAUCCAAGAAAUAUAGAGCACUAUGCAAACAUUCUACCAAAGAGGUUUUAUUUAAAUGGUAACACCAUAGGAUUUCAUCCACAGACUCAAAAGUAAGAACUACAUACUAUUAAUGAAUAGUAACAUGUGAAAGUACUGUUGAAGAGGUUUCAUUUGAAUGGUAACAAGAGUGGCAAAUAAUCUUGCCAUAACAUGGUGUGGGAAUGAAAGGGUGGAUACUUUAGGAACUCUUAUUUUUGUUGACUUCCUACCUCUUAACUUCCCUACUUUCUUUCUUUGCUGUAAAACCAUGUAAAGCAAAGCUUUUUCUUUGAUUGCAGGUGAUAAAAAUGUUGUCAAUUGCAGUGAUUUACCAGACAGUGGGGCAUUUUCUUACCCUCAUCCACAUUUACAGGUAACAAGAGCCCAAAGGUUUUCUUUUUUCCUGAGCAUGCACUUUGUACAAGCUAAUGUGGCUUUUUCAAGUCAAUUCCUUUCUGUUUAUGAUAUUCUCGUGGUGCCGGUACUACUGAGCUUAAAAAGUCUUGUCCAGUUUUCCAGGCAAGUAGAUUUUUCUGCAGGCAAGCGACUUUUCAUGUUCUGUAGUUUCAUAGGGCACUCUCAACAUUUUGCAUGGUGUACAGGUGUAGUUCUUUAACAAUUUUUGUGUUUGUUAUUUUGUUUCUGUAAGUCAUAUGUUUUUUGAAAUAAAUUGAGUUGCUUGUCUGAAUGGUAUUCUGCAAAUAAUUUAGGAAUUUUUUCACACCGUGUAUGUAACUGUGGCCUAAAAAUUGUCAAAGUUCCACAAGUGCUGCUGGAAAUUGCCAACACGAAAAGUAGAAAGCAAAGUUGAGUUAUACCCACUGGCCUACAGGCUCAGGUGAUGACCUUCAUGGUCCUUCAUGUUCCUUUUACAUAAAUUAUUCAGUGGCGGAUCCCGGGGAGGGGCCGGGGGGCCCACCCCCUCCCCCUAGUUUUAGACCAAACUGGAAAAAAAAUUUUGAGACCUCUUUGGGCUUAUUGAAAGUUUAUUUUCUUUUGUGUGUUUUUAUUUUUUAACACAGAUAUUCUAAGAAUGGUGAAGGUUAUCCCCUGCUUGCCAAGUUAUCAACAGGUAAAUUCAGUAAUUACUGUGCCAGUAACUCUAUGGUAUUGGUUAAUUAGUUUUAAUCUUUUAUCUUUAAUUAACAUAAUUGCCUAUAGCAAGCUUAUCUGGCAUCGAGUGGUUAGUCAAAUACAAGGAUGCUCAUAACGUUGACAGUGAAGGAGAAAAUACAAAAAUUAUCACUCGCACUAAAUUUAUACGGUGAAAAGCACUAUCCAGCUUUUGAACAACCGCUGCCUGUGAUUACUAUUUGUGUCUUAUUUUUUAAUGCAGCAGCAAAUGGCCUAGCUGAGUAUCAGAUGCUGCUGAUGAUGGCAAAGUUAUCCACAGGGUGGACUCUUAGCUCUUCAUUUUCAACUCUGGAUCCAAAACAGAUGAAGCAGAUUAGUGCCACUGUCAUAGCUAUUUCAAUUCUUGAGGUGUGUUUGAACUGUUGACUGUUAGGGGCCGUUUCCUUAGAGGGAGGAAGAUCCUAGAAGGUGGAUCAUCCUAUCGCUAUGUGUCCUCUGUAUUCAGUUUACAUUCAAAGGGUUGUCCUUGUCCCUAGCAUUAGGAUCUUCCUAGUGCAAGAAUCUUCCUAGCUGAGAGGUCGAAAGAUCAUUGUACUUGGAAGAUCUUAGCACAAUGUAAACUGCAUUUGCUAGGAGGAUCCUAGUACUAGGGACAAACCAGAGAAAAUGGCAGCAGGUCGUCCAUGGAGUAAUCACGGUAUUAAAGGCCCUCUGUUUUUGUUUGGCGUUAUUAUGAGCUGAUUUUUGUGAUAGCUCUGGGCCAGAGAUGAAGUAAAGAGAGCAGAAGGGGCCAAAUUGCAGUUUUGUUUUUGUUGCCAGCGAUUUUUAAUUCCUUCUCGAUCCAGCUCUACUUGGACACCGCAAGGACCAAAAUUUCUGUAUGUACCGGUAGAUCUAGGAUCUUCCUGUUACCAGGAUCUUCCUCUCUCAAUGUCAACAGCCCCCUUAUGUCAAAGCCAACUUAUGGACUCUUAUAGACACUUUGAAUCGGCAAUUUUGGUUUCAAAAUUAAUCAGUAAAUUAUAUCUAAUAAAUAUACUGUAAUUAUUAAAUUAAUGAAUUAUUAUAUAACAACUGAUUGGCCUAGAUAUCUUUGGGAAUGCAAGGCUGAUGCCAAUUCCUCUAGAAUUUUGUUCUUUCAACCAUGGAACCAUGUAUUUUCCUUUGAACUGACAGGUAGUUUUAAUUUGCAGGUCAUUUUCUCAUUUUGGGAGAUGUCUGUUCUUCUCAAUUUUGUAAAAAUUAUCAUAGCUGGAGCCUUUGGCUUUAAUAUAAAUAAGAAAAUUACAGAAGAAAGAAGCACUUUGCGCAGGGAAUUUUAUAACAAAUUUGCCAAGGUGGGUGUUUACAUUAAUAUCUCUACUUGUUUUUAGUGAUUUAAGUCCCGUUGGAAACGUCACAUUUCCUUCCAAAAUUAUAUCAGUUUUUCGAGGAUGUUGGUUUUUUAGACAGUGGGAUAAGCAACUCAUGAAAAAAAAAGUUCUCAAGUUCUCCAAAGGGUGAAAUCUAUCACCUUCUGGUUGCUUGUCUAAAUGCUACACCACUAAACCACAGGAAACUCAAAGGAGUUAACACCAUAUCAGACUUGCAUACUUCUAGCACUGGAAUGUUGAUAGGAAGCAUGUGUGACAUGACAUUCAAACAUGUUGGUGAAUUUUAAGUCGAAUGGAUCAGCGUACAAAGAAAGUCGUGUCUGAUAGCCCAGGGCUAGUGAUUUUUGUUCUUAACUUGCCCAAUGGGCAAGUACUGUUUUUUGGGGAAAUUCAAAUUACAGAAGGAUUGUAAUCAACCUUGCUAAUCAAAAAGGGUUUUGGGGCUAGCUGAAAUGACUUGUGGGCUAGUACAUGCUAGCUAAAGCUUGCCUGAAUGGCAGGUUGUAAAACUGACUUUCUUUGCACACUGAAUGGAUAUACAUUUUGUAUGAGAAUGUUUAUUUAGUCAGUCAGUCAGUCAGUCGGUGAGCCAGGCAAUAAAUUAAAUAUUUUGGUCAGAGAAAUCAUGCAAAUUUAUGGCACAAAUGAUGGAACAUAGAAUUAACUCUGAAGUGAAAACUGGAGUGCUAAAAUGACCCAUAUUCUUCUCUUUUCAGUGUUGUUUAACAUGGCUAUUAGCAUAUCCUGUUUUAGCAGUCCUUACAUUUAUGGUCCUGCCAUUUCACUAUAAAUAUAAGGUGAGCACAACAGAACGUAUUUCUUUUGAGGGAAAAUGUUUGUUAUUAUUAUUACUAUUAUUAUUGUUAUUAAAGAAUUUGAAUUCAGUGAGGGUUUUUUCAGUUAAAAUCCAAAAGGAUCCAAAAAAAGCACAGUUGAACACAGCUUGCUAAUGGGGAAUUAACUUUCUUAUUUUUGCUUUCAUCAUUUCAGGUUAUUACAUGGGGCUUAUUGACUGCACAGUCCAUAUCAAUCUUAUUAUUAUACAGACUGUUCUUAUCAAGGAGUCUAUACUGGGAAGUAUCUUCCCUUGCUACUAGCACCCUCCCUCUCCGCAUGGACAGAGGAUAUGGCACCAAGACUUACAACUCGGAUACUAGGACUGUUAGAAUACACAAACAUAUUGCCGUAAAUUAAACUAAAGUGUCUUCACUAUUAAAGUGGUGUGGACAAUUUUCAAUGCAAUUUGGAUUUUGGGAAUUUUUUUUUUCCAAAAAUAGAGAUGUUCCCUGAGAAAGGCAAAACAUAAUUUUAUUUAUAUUUGAUAUUUUUUCAUUGAUCCCUUUCCAAUGUAUGCACAUUUUAUCUUGAUUCUUGGAAGAUCCAAGUUUACUUCCUGAACUCAGGAUCUUCUGAGUCUCUUGGUGCAAAGAUCAAACAAUUAUUCGAUUGUGUGGAUUUUCUACCCACAUGUUAUACAGCAAUUGCCAAUAAGCGACUUUCCAAAUAGUAAAUUAUUUCUCUUUUUGUCAUCCUUUUUAAACAGCAGAGUUCUAAAUUUUAACAUUUCUGACAUUGCUAAAGCCUGUUUGCAUAUGUCAUGUAAAUACCGGAUGAUUGGGGAUAUGACUGUUUUCUAACCAUUGCAGAAUUGCACAUUCCCUCACCACAUUCUUCUCCCUGGCUUUGCUGCCAAAAUUUUCCCCAAACUCGCACAAGUGAGCCUGCUUGCAGGUAAUUGGUCUUCCUCCAGAAAAUGAAGUCAUGGAUUCCUUGUGUAUCCAACCACAAGAAUUCUAAAAGCCAAGGUUAGUGUUGCAAAAUAGCAACAGUGUAACUGCACCUGGAAGAGCAGGUUGUUGAAAGACUCUAUUUUCCACAAAAAAUAUAAGGCUAAUAGAACUUAUGCUAGGUGUUAUUUCAUAGGGUGGUUUUUCUUAACUCGUGAAAUAGGUAGUAGAAUACUACGCACUAUCAUGCGCUAAUUCUAUUGUCUUCUUUUGUUUAUUUGUAGCUAUUUUACACUAGUUGUUAUUAAUUGUUUCACGGGUCAAGUAAAAUUGCUCUAUGUUGAGUUGAUACAGGCUGUUAUAGCUAACUUUUAGUCUAUAAAUUACUGUUUAUAAAAUAUUUGUGCCAAUAAAGG